AUGCUCAAACCGACCGCGCAGAGAGUAAAAUGCAAAGAAGCUAACAAACAUGCACCGGACAAAGACGUCGAGCUCACCCUCGAGCUGGAGAUGGACGACGAGGUCAAAGCGAUCAUCGCCUCCCCGGAGAAACACGCCGACGCCAUGUUGGACGUGACGGUGCUCAAACCGCGCUCCGACGACCUCUACACCGCCCAGAAACGGAUAAUGACCGGCGAGGAGGUGAAGAAGUUCAUCGAGGCCAUGACUGCGACCGAGCGGAAAACCAGCGCUUCAACCUCCCGCCCUGCCAAAGACACCUCUACUGGCAAACCCAAUCAUAAGAGUCCGAUGGAUAAGUUCGCCCCUCCAACCGUCGAACCCCGUACUUCCCCAGCGUGUAAACGCAAUUUGAAUAAACCGGAGUUGGGCAGCUUGACCGAAAUGGACAAAGACAAGAUCAAGCAAGUCUACACGGCUUCCAGGACCUUUACGGAGCUAAACUCGAUGUUCGAAUGCCUGAACAAGUACCAGCGAGACGUGAAUUUGAAACCGGAAGAGCCCUGCACGUGCAAGAAUUGCUCCAUUCUAGGCGUACUGGCCGACGCGCAGAAGAGACCCUUCGCCGCCGAAACGACGCGCUCCAGCACCAGGAAGCUCUCCAAAGAGGAAUUCAACGCCACUAAAAAGAAGCUAGCAGACGGGAAUUGGAACCACUCGCAUUGCCAGUACUAUUUCAAGCACCUCCAGGAUAGAAUCAAGUCGCUGGAAGCGCGGGUGGCCGCCCAGGAGGAGCGCUCGGUGGCGAAAGACUACUUCAAAAGGAUCAUCACGAAGAUCAUGACGCACAUAAAUAAGGUCACCAGCUACGCCAGUCAGAUCAGAAUGGAAAUACCCCAUCAUAACGUCGCGAAACCCGCGAACAACCACCCGAAGGGCGUCUCCGACAAAUACACCCAGAAGUACGUGGUGAACCACGCGGAGGCGCCCAGCCUGGGCGGCCUGUGGAAAUGGGGCGAGGACUUCCUCAAGCCGGGCGUCGACAUGAAGAACAAGCUCAUAUCGCUGAUGGAGGACACGCUGAGCAGCCUGAAGAAGUCGAAGGAGAAGCCCAAAGAGGAGGAAAUCGAGCGGUUCGUCCAGCGGUUCUCCGCCGAUUUGUACAAGACCAUUGGCAGGGCCGACGGGAGCGACAAGAGGGAGAAACUGGUGGAGAUGGAGGAGCGGGUCAACGUGACGUACGUCAACUCCAAAGUGCUGAAGUGGAAGGAGACCGAGACCACUUUUAAGCUCGAAUCGGAUAAGGAAUCUUCGAUGAAAACGGUCAACGAUCACAGGAAGGUACAGGAAAUUUAUAAAGUAGAGUUUAUGAAGACGUUGAAGAGCACCCGCGAAGAGGACAAACGGAAAUUGUGGAGCAGCAUUUGGAAGCAGGCCGUGAACAAUCGCCAGGAUAGAAAGGACAAAGUCACUAUACAGAUACCGGACCGCAAGGACCCUAAAAGGAGGCGCGUCGAGAUCGCCUACACGCUGGGCGACUUGGAAUAUUUACUGUUAGGCCAGAAGCAUACUGAUAGUCGUGUACGUUAA
Molecule: messenger RNA, 1569 nt
Organism: Phyllotreta striolata
Lineage: Eukaryota; Metazoa; Arthropoda; Insecta; Coleoptera; Chrysomelidae
Source: the annotation of a GenBank genome assembly